Anopheles nili is the source of this 3341-nucleotide messenger RNA. RefSeq names its product RNA cytidine acetyltransferase. Gene Ontology annotation, molecular function: ATP binding; 18S rRNA cytidine N-acetyltransferase activity; tRNA binding. The transcript is spliced from 6 exons. The record is from RefSeq and is a predicted model, not a curated record. NCBI's taxonomy places the organism in Eukaryota, Metazoa, Arthropoda, Insecta, Diptera, Culicidae. The coding region runs from base 1 to 3030 and encodes 1009 amino acids. Gene Ontology annotation, biological process: rRNA acetylation involved in maturation of SSU-rRNA. Gene Ontology annotation, cellular component: 90S preribosome; nucleolus.
AUGGUGAAGAAAAAGAUAGACAAUCGCAUCCGUGUGAUGAUCGAGAAUGGGGUGAAACUAGGCCACCGGACAAUGUUUGUCGUGGUGGGCAAUAAGGCGCGCGAUCAAGUUCCCAUACUAUAUGAUAUCCUGACGAAGGCUUCAGUAAGAACGCGACCGACGGUUCUGUGGUGCUACAAAAACAAGGAUGAGGCCAUCUCCAAUCAUGGAAAAAAACGAGCCAAGAAAAUACAAGCCGGCAAAGUGGAUAUUAACGAGUCGGAUUUGUUUGAUGCGUUCCGGGUUGCUACCACAAUUCAUGGCAGAUAUUACAAGGAUACGCAUACCAUUCUUGGUAAAACGUAUGGUGUGUGCGUGUUGCAAGAUUUCGAAGCGCUCACGCCAAAUCUUUUGGCACGUACCGUGGAAACCGUCGAAGGUGGUGGCUUGAUCAUUUUGCUGCUCAAAACUAUCUCGUCUUUGAAGCAGCUGUACACGAUGAGCAUGGACGUGCACAAGCGAUACCGAACGGAGGCGCACCAGAACGUCACAUGUCGGUUCAACGAGCGAUUGAUUCUGUCGCUGGCCGACUGUUCGCGUUGUUUGCUCGUGAAUGAUGAUCUUACCGUGCUUCCGUUGUCUUCCCGGACGGCAGAAGUAAAGCCGGUCGACAUCUCGUCGAUUGAAAACGUCCAAAAUGAACAGCUAGCUGAGUUGAAGGAAAGUUUGUUGGACGCUCCUCCGGCGGGCCCGUUGGUGAAUCUAUGCCGAACGUACGAUCAAGCGAAAGCCGUAGCCCAGUUUAUAGAUGCGCUAGCCGAGAAACAGCUGAAACCGCCGACAUCGCUCACAGCUGGACGUGGUCGCGGGAAAUCAGCCGCCAUGGGUCUUGCCAUUGCCGGUGCGAUAGCCUUCAAUUAUGUGAAUGUCUACGUUACUUCACCUUCGCCCGAAAAUUUGAUAACACUGUUUGAGUUCAUACUAAAAGGCUUCGAUGUUCUCGAGUAUCAGGAGCAUACAGACUACACCAUAAUCCGUUCGACGAAUCCAAACUUCAACAAGGCCAUUAUUCGCAUCAACGUGAUGAGAAACAAUAGGCAAACAAUACAGUACAUCUCACCGACGGACGCACAUCUGCUGAAUGCGGCCGAUUUGUUGAUUAUUGACGAAGCUGCGGCCAUCCCGCUCCCGAUGGUGAAAGCUAUGCUCGGCUCAUAUCUUGUGUUCAUGGCCUCUACCAUUAAUGGAUAUGAAGGAACCGGACGAUCGCUAAGUUUGAAAUUACUAUCACAGCUCCAAAAGGAAAAUAACGCUCCACUACCGAUCAAGCUAGAAGAGUCAAUCCGUUACAGUCCUGGUGAUCCAGUCGAAACGUGGUUAACGUCGUUACUUUGUCUCGAUGCUACGGUGGUACAAAAUCUCAACACGGGUUGUCCACCGCCGGACGAAUGCCAACUCUACUACGUAGAUAGAGACGCCCUGUUUUCCUAUCAUCGUGCGGCAGAAACGUUUUUGCAACGCAUCGUCUCCAUCUGCGUGUCGUCACACUACAAAAACAGUCCUAAUGAUUUGCAAAUGAUGAGCGAUGCGCCGGCCCACCAUCUGUUCUGUUUGCUUGGUCCUAUCGUGAAGAAAAAUCAACUACCCGAAAUAUUGGUAGUGAUUCAGGUGUGUCUAGAAGGAGAAAUAUCCUCUCAAAAAGUUCAAAAUUCCCUUUCGCGUGGUAUGAAGGCGGCCGGAGACUUGAUUCCUUGGAACAUCACCGAGCAGUACGGUGAUCACGAGUUUCCCAAGCUUUCCGGGGCACGGAUUGUUCGUAUCGCUACGCAUCCAAACUAUCAACGGAUGGGCUACGGCAAGCGAGCCUUGAAUCAGUUGAAGAGUUAUUACGAAGGAAAAUUUCCGUUUGAAUCCAACGAUUCAAACGAAGAGUAUGACGACGAGUCAAAUGGAAUCGAAACAAUCGACGAUGAGGAUGUCGAUCUGUUGAAAGAAGUAAUAGAACCUAGAAAGAAAAUACCUACUCUGCUGAAAUCGCUAACUGAGCGCAAACCAGAAAUGUUGGACUACCUUGGGACAUCGUUUGGCUUGACUGGGGAAUUGUUGCGCUUUUGGAAAAGCCAAAAAUUUGUCCCCGUAUACCUUAGCCAAAAAGAAAACGAUCUAACUGGGGAACAUUCCUGCAUACUGCUUUGCCCUAUCAAUGCUGGUAUGGAAAAGGUCGAGACCCACGAAUGGUUAAAUCAGUACUUUAUGGAUUUCCGUCGACGCAUACUCAAGCUACUUGGCAAGUCGUUUAACAAAUUCACCACCAGCGUGGCGCUGUCUUUACUCGAGAAUAAGGCAGUUAAAAUCGUAGGCAAAGAGCUGACGCAAACAACGAUCGAUGUGAUGUUUCUACCGCACGAUAUUCAGCGGCUGGAAAUGUACAUCAAUAAUCAAAUCGAAUUCAGGCUUAUCAUGGACCUGACGAUUGAUCUAGCCUCGCUAUACUUUCAAGGCAAAAUGGCCGGUGCUCAUAUCGAAACGCUUCACAAAGCAAUUUUGCUCGGCAUGGGUUUGCAAAACAAAUCUAUCGAUAACCUAAUGGAAGAGUUGAACAUGCCCAGCAAUCAGGUGUUGGCAAAGUUUUACGAUUGCAUGAAAAAGCUAACCACCUACAUCGUACGUACCAUGGAGAGCACAAUUGAAGGGUCCAUGGUGAAAGAAAGCCAGCUUAAUAUGGGCGCCAAUCUUGUACCACUGAAGCAAAGCCUCGACAGUGAGCUGGCUGACGAUGUUAAAGCACUCGAGAAACAACAAAAGCAGGAGCUGGCAAAGUUGAAAAAACUCAAGCUUGAUCAGUAUGCCAUCAAGGGUUCAGAGGAGGAGUGGAGCAAAGUCCUAUCGAACAAUAAGUCAACGAUUGUGUCUAUAAAAAGCGGGGAAAAACGCUCUAAUGAGGCAGCUGAGGAUUCUGUGAAAUCAUCCGGCGGUAGCGAUGUGUCUGCGUUCCAAAAAAAGAAAGCAAAAUUUGGAAAGAAACAAAAGCCUCGCAACAAUAAGGGAUGAAUAAACUUCGUAUGAUGAAGAAUACGCAUGUGAUGUGUAACUUUUCCUGUUGAAUGAUGGUGUGCAUUGCUUGUGAGAAGGUCAGAAUGUUGUUAGAAAAAAUAUCAACGUUCGUAUCGUCAAUAAAAAGUCAGAAGUGGUACAGCAACGAUGCAAGUAUUUGCGUUUAUGAAAUAACAUUUAUUGAUAAAAAAUAAAUAAAUCAAAAAUCAAUCUAAUUCAUCAACAUUACUAAACAAAGAAAACAUCCUAAUGUGUGGCAUAUCAAUAUUCUCAUGCAUUCUGCCACAACACAUAAGUUGCACCGAUGC